This is a messenger RNA of Exophiala bonariae, 1563 nucleotides long. RefSeq lists its product as uncharacterized. NCBI's taxonomy places the organism in Eukaryota, Fungi, Ascomycota, Eurotiomycetes, Chaetothyriales, Herpotrichiellaceae. The record is from RefSeq and is a predicted model, not a curated record. The transcript is spliced from 3 exons. Gene Ontology annotation, molecular function: FAD binding. Bases 1 to 1563 code for a protein of 520 amino acids.
AUGUUGAAGGAUAGAUCUGCAUUGAUGGGUGUUCUGCUUCCGUUCUUGCUACCUUUCGUCUCGCCAAAUGAGUUGUCUGGUAUUCAAGAGCAAACCCCUCCACUAACCGGCUACCCUCCAUGCGAUGCUUUGAUCUCUGCAGGUCUGGCUGAUAAUCUGCUUCUCGCAUCAUCCGAGAACUAUGAACCGCGGGUCCAUAGCUGGUUUGCUGCAAAUGCGCAGUAUCGACCCUGGUGCUUCUUCCAACCACAGUCAGCUCAGGGACUUUCUCUCGCCAUAAAGGCUCUGAACCGAGUGAGCUUUGCCGGAGAUUGGCAUAUCGCCGUGCGAAGUGGAGGGCAUGGGCCUCCAGGAAGCAGCAAUAUUGCGAACGGCGUCACUAUUGAUUUGGGCCUGAUGGACGGCUCGACGUACAACCCCAAUCGCAGUUUCGCUAGUGUGGAACCCGGUGGAAAGUGGAAGGAUGUCUACUACAAUCUUCUUCAGCAUCAUAAUGUGACAGUUACGGGUGGUCGGGAUGGAGGGGUUGGAGUAGGUGGCUUUCUUCUUGGCGGGGGAAAUUCUUAUUAUACUGGUCGUAAUGGCUUCGGCUGCGAUCAAGUCGUUGGUUAUCAAGUCGUGCUCGCGAACGGCACCAUUGUCGAAGCCAAUGCCGAAGAGAAUGCGGACCUCUGGAAAGCCUUAAAAGGAGGCGGUUUCAAUUUCGGCAUUGUCACCCGCUUUGACAUUCGGACGAUGCCCACCGUGGAGUUGGCAUACGCACAACAAAUUGUUUCCCUCAACCGAUCCGACAGAGUUGCUGAAGCAGUGGUCCGGUUCACAGAGAAUUCCAAGAACCGAACGGCCGAUUCGUUGAUUCCUCUUUAUUCCUACGACGCAACCGACAUGGAAGGCGGUCUCGUUAUACUCAUCCAGACAAAUUCCCUAGGUGACCUCAACACCACAAGCUUCAAUGGAGUCAAUGCUAUCCCUAGUCUUGUCCCGAGCGAUUUAAAACUAAUGUCACUGGCGGAUGCAGCAAACGCGUCACAGGUUGAACCAGGUGGGCUGGUGGCCAGCAGUACGUUGACUUUCGUAAAUGACCUGGAAUUGAUUCGGCAGUCCCAUGCCAUACAAAUCAAACACAUCAUGUCACUCUCCCAAAAAAUGGACCCCAGCAGCUUUAAAUUCCAGGUAUUUUAUCAGCCUAUCCCGACGAAUUUUGCUGAACAUGGACUACGAAAUGGUGGUAAUAUGAUGGGUCUAGAUCGUGUUACUUCCGAUGCUAUCAUGUGGACAGCUGGGAUGAGCGUCAGUCCUGGCCCUGAAGGGGAGGCAGCACUUGCAAUCGCACAUGCGCAAUUGGCAGCUCUGACUGCUGAGCUCAAAGAGUUGACGAUAGAGCACGGCAAGGAUGUGGAACUCAUUUACAUGAACUAUGCCGAUCUCAGUCAAAAUCCACUGGGCAGCUACGGGGCAGACAACGUGGCAUUCAUUAAGAAGGUUGCAAAUCAGUACGAUCCUAAGGGAUUUUGGCAGCAAAGAGCACCCGGGGGAUUCAAGAUUUCGAGAGUGGUCGAUUAG